AUGCCCAGAAAGGCGAGCGUGUUUGACCACUUUUCCGCGCCGACGCCGAGUGGCACUGUGGGCAACUGCCAAGCCAAGUGCCAUCACUGCCAGGCCGUCAUCGCUGGCUCGGUGCAGGCGACGUCCAACUUCAGGAGGCAUCUCAUGGUGGGGCGCCCGGCGGUCUCUGCCAGCGAUUCUCUUAUCAGGAAGCAUCCCGACAUCUUCCAAAAGCUGGACACGCCCACGACGCGGACAUCGGCCAUGGCCACCCCCGGGCAGGCGUCCAGCACCAGUCUCUUCUCCUCCGGCGGCCGAUCUCCGAAGUGGAGGGCCAGCGACCACCGCCAGGAGGCCAUCACGAGAUCCAUCGUGAGUGUUAUUGCCGAAAACCUCCUUCCUCUGGACUUCGUUGAGGGUCAGAAGUUCAUGGAGCUGAUGGCCAAGGCAGAGGCUCGGUAUACUGUUCCGAGCGCGAGAUCAUUGAGCGUCAAGUUCGUGCCUGACUGCGUGGCUAAGAUCCAAUCUGAUGUGGAGGCCAGACUCCAGCAUGUUGAAAGUAUGUGUCUGACUCUCGAUGUCUGGUCUUCAAGAUUCGCGCACUCAUAUGUUGCGAUAACUGGACACUUUAUUUUGGAAUACAUGUUGAGGAGCGUCAUAUUGGCCAUCCGAAGAAAGAAAGAAGUUUUCAUCAUGGAAGACAUAUUCCAGUUGUAUCAGGAAACGAUUUUGCGAUAUAGACUAACAGGGAAAGUUGCCUUAAUUUUCACUGACAAUCUUACCAAUUUGAUCCAGGCUUUUUCUUUACCAGGCUGGGUUCUUCUGGAAGACGAGUGUCUAGAAACUGAGAGUGAUGAACUUGAGUUUUCUGUCUUGUCGACGGAGAAGUUGGACUUCCCACCAUCACAUAAAAUUUCUUGUUAUGCACAUUCUUUGCAACUUGUCGUCCAGGAUGGACUCAGUGCGGUUGCAGACUCUUUCAGGGAUAUAAUUAGCCGCGCGUCGGAGCUCGUUUUCUUCUGCCGGAAAUCAAGUCUCGUGGUUGAAGGGCUGACAGAGAGACAGACAAAACAAAAUGUAUGGAACUGUCAGCUGCGAUUACUAAGAUCAGUUAUCAGCCUGCCGCGAGAGACCCUCAUUAGGCUUGGCGCGUCGGUAGCAUUCUCGUCAAGUGAUCUCAAGUUAAUUGAAGAAUUAUGUACCAUAUUAGAACCCUUCGAAGAGGUCCUUGACAAGAUCCAGCACGAGAAAGCCGUGACCGCGAGCUUGGUGCUGGUGUGUACGAAGGGCCUGAGGAGCUCACUGCGCGAGUUGGAGGCGACCUUCAAUAAUAAGCUGGUGACGAAUCUACAGCUGUCCUUAGAAGAAAGACUCUCUUCUUAUGAAGAAAUGGAAUACUUCCAGCUCGCCGCGAUGCUCGACCCUCGCUUCAAGGCCGACUGGUGCCAAGAGGGAGGAGUGCAGGAAAUGAAGCGCCUCCUCUUGGCCGCCGUCAGUGCCACCUCUGAGGCGCCCCCAGCGCCAUCUGCCCCCACCCGCGUCCAACCAUCGCCUCCUCCCAUCAAGCGGAACAGAUUAUUCGCAUUCAUGUCCAGUCGCCCGGGCCGCCGACCUCCCCCUUCGGCCAACCCCUCCUCCGCCUCUCCCGACAGCCCUCCGAAAGCCGAGGUCUCACAGUACCUCGAAGAACCCUGCUUGCCCGAAGACGCAGACCCCUUGGCUUACUGGCGAGCAAAGGAGGGGGCGCUUCCCCUGCUGGCUGGUCUCGCCCACAAGUACCUGGCCGCCCCCGGUGGGUGCGCUCCGGUCGAACGAAUCGUGGGCGUUGGUGGGCGGGGGUGGAGACCCGGCCAGAGUCCUCUGUCGGACUCGAGCUUCGAGGAGUUGAUGCUCAUCAGGUGCAGUGAUGGUUGA
Messenger RNA from Penaeus indicus, 1893 nucleotides. Its product is annotated as E3 SUMO-protein ligase ZBED1-like. Lineage: Eukaryota; Metazoa; Arthropoda; Malacostraca; Decapoda; Penaeidae. The record is from RefSeq and is a predicted model, not a curated record. Gene Ontology annotation, molecular function: DNA binding; protein dimerization activity. The transcript has 2 exons. The coding region runs from base 1 to 1893 and encodes 630 amino acids.